ACUCGGUAUGUGAACCAUUCGAUUAUGGCAACAAAUGCUGUGCCCGCAGGCAGCAAUAUCACCCUGCUCACAUUCGACGUCAGCCCCGGAGGAUACAGCCCUUUCCUUUGCCGUCUGGGAAAGUCUAUUGUGAACAUGGUAGCGCAUGCUCCCAAGGAUGCCAGGCUGCUGGAAGCAUUAGCAGCGGAACCAUCGGCUGCAGUUCUGGACGAGGCCUUGCAGGACGACGGCCAGAGCACGCAGAGCGCCUCACUCAUUAUCUGGAUCUUGUUCAUUCUAGCGUUGGCGCUACUGCUGUUGGGUCCUCCAGGAGCAUGGUAUCUGAGCCAAAUGCUUCCUGUCGCAGCGACAACAACCUUCAUAGUAUUGGCCGUGGGCUUCAUAUUCUGUCAGGGAGCCCUUCUAAUGCUUAUCAUCUCUAUCUUCGGCACACGUUCCAACAUGGCACGCACGCUAAAGGAAGAAAUGCCCGACACCUAUUCGUGGAUAUUUGAGACGCUGUCGUCAUACGUCGUGCGAACCUCCCGAGACAUGAUCCGCAGCGAAGUGGCAGCUGACCCGGGGAACGAGAGCCUCAUCCAAGAGCGCAUCUUAGCCGACAUGACCGACACUCAAGCCUCCUUGAACCUCAUUCGCGCCAACCUUUCGCAUUUCGACGAGAAGUUCCACGUCUUCGCCGACGUAAAGAGCAGCGUCGACAUCAACAUGCUUGCGGUCAUCCCGCUGGUUCCUGCUGUGCUUGUCUCCGUAGCAGCUUGCUUUUUCGGCUGUGUCGUGCUGGGUAAUACGAAGCGUAAACGGAAUAUGCAUCGGGAAAUUGCAGUUAUGAAAAUAGCUGUCCUGUUCGUAACAGCUGGAGUGUUCUUGUUGAUCUAUAGCACUUCGGCGUUGCCUUUCUUGGCUAGUCUGAUCCCCGAGUGUAUAUUGGGGCACAGCUAUAUCUGCAGGCCGUUCUAUACUGGCGACUACGCUGUUCUGGAUGAUGGUAUGCAGCGCCUCUGGCCAACCGACUCUCGCCGUGAGCCGUACUCCAGACUGGUGCCAAGCGAAGUGAUACGCAAGUGUGGCGAACCAGGCAUCUCUGUUCUACAGCUACCUCAGCACGGGACCUCCGGAACGGACAGUGCUGGCACCAAGCGAGCUUCCAGCAACGCCACGGACUACCCUAUCGGUAAUUGCGUAGUGGUGAACAACGUCAUAACGUCGGGAAUGACAACACUCUGUGCAAUGUUCGUCGACGACCUUCUCGGCCACUGGGUAGCCCAUGCCGUAGCUGUUGUCGUCUGCUUCCUUGCCGCCAUAUUUGCCUUCCUCCUAGCGGCCAUCUUGCUAGGUCAGAGAACGAAAAGAAAGAGGCGAACAAAGUAUGGAAGAAAGGGCACAAGGACGAAGUCGCGGCGAAGACCAUCAAGUUUGCCAACAGCACUAAAGACGCAACCGAAAGAUGCAAUGGUACAAGCUGACAGCUCAACAUCUUUUCCUGCACCGCAUCCAAAAGGGACAGAGAGUACGAUGUCGGCGGCAACGUUCGUUAUCCUGCGUGAGCCGCGUCCCACCGAACAACCUACUUUUCCUCCAGCUCCGACGAUAAUUCUGUCGUCACCCCCACUUCUGCCACCGCCGCCGCCGAUCAUUGUGUUUCCACCGGCACCGGCCCCAAAUUACGUUCCAAUUCAGCUGUCACAGAUGUCACCCGGAGUACCUUCUGGCCACCCCAACGUAUCUGCUAUGCCUUCUGGCUACCCUCCUUCGGGGACGUUUGCUUUCCCUUACAUCAUCCAGCCAUCACAGCCUCCUUCACCCUUCGGUAUGACCCCUUACCCUGUGGCCUAUGGUGCCCCUAUGUACACCGCAUCACCUCGUGGCACCUUCUCGCCGUACUCUUCCUUGCCAUAUUCCGUCUCCCCUCCACCGACGAUUGCCAUCAACCCUCCUCCUCAAGAGCAAGAAGCUUCGCGCAAUCAAACAGUUCACCGCUGCGUGUCCGUGCGUCGAGUUGUUUGUGACAGAUGACCACGGGCAUACUUUGUCUACAAGAGCUGCACAAUGUGCAUAAGAAACGUUAUAUAGUUAGGCUGCAUAUCAAUGAACUGAUUGUAAUGCGAAAUAAAAUAGGUUAC
Ornithodoros turicata is the source of this 2120-nucleotide messenger RNA. RefSeq lists its product as uncharacterized. The record is from RefSeq and is a predicted model, not a curated record. The coding region runs from base 25 to 2013 and encodes 662 amino acids. NCBI's taxonomy places the organism in Eukaryota, Metazoa, Arthropoda, Arachnida, Ixodida, Argasidae. The transcript is spliced from 4 exons.